AUGUUAUCUAGAACCGCAAUUCGUCGUACUUUCUCAACUUCAUCUCAUUCUUUGAAGAAUUUGAAAAUUGGGUUGAUUCCAGGUGAUGGUAUUGGUCGUGAAGUUAUUCCUGCUGGUAAAGCAGUUUUGGAAAAUUUACCUUCAAAAUUUGAUUUGAAAUUUGAUUUUGUCAAUUUAGAUGCUGGGUUCGAAUUGUUCCAAAAAACUGGUACUGCUUUACCGGAUGAAACUGUUAGAGUCUUGCAGAACGAAUGUCAAGGUGCUUUAUUCGGUGCUGUUUCAUCCCCUUCAACUAAAGUUGCCGGUUAUUCUUCCCCAAUCGUUGCUUUGAGAAAGAAAAUGGGGUUAUAUGCUAAUGUUAGACCAGUUAAAUCUGUUGCUGGUUAUGAUAGAUCAGUCGAUAUGGUUAUUGUUCGUGAAAAUACGGAAGAUUUAUAUAUUAAAGAAGAAAAGACUUAUACCAAAGAAGAUGGUACUAGAGUUGCCGAAGCCAUCAAAAGAAUUACCGAAACUGCCACCACUAGAAUUGCCAAAAUGGCUUACGACAUUGCUUUACAAAGACAAACUAUUAGAGAAGCUAACCCAAAUUUAAAAUCUUUGCACGAAAAACCUUCUGUUACCGUUACUCAUAAAUCGAAUGUCUUAUCUGCUUCUGACGGGUUAUUCCGUGAAGUUUGUCGUAGGGUUUAUGAUUCUAAUCAUGAACUUUACGGUUCUGUCCAACACAAGGAACAAAUUGUGGACUCAAUGGUUUAUCGUAUGUUUAGAGAACCAGAAAUUUUUGAUGUCGUGGUUGCUCCUAACUUAUAUGGGGAUAUUUUAAGUGAUGGUGCCGCUGCUUUAGUUGGUUCUUUAGGGGUCGUUCCUUCUGCUAACGUUGGUGAUGACUUCGCAAUUGGUGAACCAUGUCAUGGUUCUGCUCCUGAUAUUGAAGGUAAAGGUAUCUCUAAUCCAAUUGCUACCAUUAGAUCAACUGCUUUAAUGUUAGAAUUCAUGGGCCACCCUGAAGCCGCCGCUCAAAUCUAUGAAGCUGUUGAUGCUAAUUUGAUUGAAAACCAAGUUAAAACCCCAGAUUUAGGUGGUAACUCUACCACUCAACAAGUUAUUGAUGAUAUCAUCAAACGUUUCUAA
Molecule: messenger RNA, 1131 nt
Organism: Hyphopichia burtonii NRRL Y-1933
Lineage: Eukaryota; Fungi; Ascomycota; Pichiomycetes; Serinales; Debaryomycetaceae
Gene: LYS12
Product: homoisocitrate dehydrogenase
Exons: 1
Coding region: 1-1131 (376 amino acids)
Biological process (GO): isocitrate metabolic process; tricarboxylic acid cycle
Cellular component (GO): mitochondrion
Molecular function (GO): magnesium ion binding; isocitrate dehydrogenase (NAD+) activity; NAD binding
Source: RefSeq, a predicted model, not a curated record